UCGAGCACCUUCAGUCAAUUACACGGAAAGCUGAAAGAAACAAAAUGCAAGCAAAUAUCAGUCUCUUGGUGCUGUUGGGAUUAAUCUGUUCGACAAUCGCUGCGUCGACUUCAUUCCAGACUAUAAAUGUGUUUGGAGAAGGCGGAAACCCUUUUGCUCGUAAUGCUGGAAACAAUAUGGACUGGUCUGAUAGUGCUCACAACUCCGACACCGAUAGAUUAUUGAGAGAGCUGGAAAAAUUGGAUUCUAAUAGUGAUAAUAACAAUAAUUUUGGAAAUAUAGACACACGUAAUUUUGGAUUCGAUACUGACAAGAGUCGAGAAGAUUCGGAGGAAAGGAGAAGAGGAUUUCAAUUCAUACAGAUUGGUUAAUUGACUUUUAUACACCAUCUAUCUUUGAGAACGCUGUAAAUACUACAUUUAAAUGUUUUGUGUAAAAAUUUUACUUUUGCAUUUCAUAAUUUGUACCCAGGAAAUUGAAAUCGAGAAGAUUAUGCUAAUAAGUUGAAUAAUAAAAGAAUAAAAUGUAAAUAAAAACAAA
Drosophila ananassae is the source of this 540-nucleotide messenger RNA. RefSeq lists its product as uncharacterized. NCBI's taxonomy places the organism in Eukaryota, Metazoa, Arthropoda, Insecta, Diptera, Drosophilidae. The transcript has a single exon. The record is from RefSeq and is a predicted model, not a curated record. Bases 45 to 371 code for a protein of 108 amino acids.